AUGCCCACCUCGUCACGACGCAACUCGCUGGCCGAGCUUCCCACCCCGCCUCCGGUGCCUGAGGUCACCUCCACUCCCGUGAUCGCAAGUCAGAGCCUACGAGACACGCACCUUCCCAAUUCUGCCCUCGAUCAGCCGACCAAAAUUGCCAACAUCCCACCCACUGACAGGAUAGUCACCAGACUCUCGCUUUCUCCUGAUCUCAGUAAGUUAAAAUCCACUUUGUGUUUUAGUACGACAUAG
Protopolystoma xenopodis is the source of this 243-nucleotide messenger RNA. The record is from the annotation of a GenBank genome assembly. NCBI's taxonomy places the organism in Eukaryota, Metazoa, Platyhelminthes, Monogenea, Polystomatidea, Polystomatidae.